Molecule: messenger RNA, 2550 nt
Organism: Cooperia oncophora
Lineage: Eukaryota; Metazoa; Nematoda; Chromadorea; Rhabditida; Trichostrongylidae
Source: the annotation of a GenBank genome assembly
AUGUCGGCUAUCCGGAAAGGAGUACAGCGGCAGCUGUUCCAAACCGACGACGAACGGCUUCAUGCUAUUGUACAUGUGGUACGGGUUGACGGGCGUAAAAAGAAGCGUCCAACAUUCUUCUGUCUAGCAGUAACGAUAGAACACCCGAUAUCCGUUCGUCUUUAUUUUGUAAAAGGGGAGAAGGAUGACACAUUCAAGAAACGGACCAGAUUCUAUCUGCGCGAUGUCAAGGAGGUCGAUGGAAUCAAUCCAAAGAAGGCUCUAUCGGAGUUUCACAUUACGAUUGGCGAUCGUAGGUACAGCAUUACAGCAAGCACCCCUGAAGAAAAAGAUGAAUUCAUCCGAGAACUGUAUAAGCUAUCAGCACAAUAUCUCCCGGUGCAAAUGCCUGACUUUUGUAAUGUAUCUAUACCGAUUGAUAACCGUGAGAUGUCCAUACUUCCAAUAGAAACGACAGACGAGGACACCACUGAUUUUAUACACGAUUAUCAGCCAGUCAGCGCCAAAGAAGAGGCGGACUUUCGGCGUUUACUCGCAAAGGCUGAGCUCACCAUUGGAGAGGCCGAUAAGUUUGCAGAGGUUCUCUCAUCUCAGCUGCAGUCACUGGAUGGAGCAAAUAUUCAAUCAAUGAUGGGGAGUGAAAUGGCAGUGAAUCAAUUAUUAGCACUACUUGAUGGUGCUCUUGAUAAGGUGGCACUGCUGGAAAAGGAGAUCGACACAUGUGAUGCAAUCCUUGCGCAUGUGAGAAAUAGCGUGGAGCUCAUUGAAGAAAAGGAUAGUCUGUCUGCUGUUGAACGCAAAAAUAAGGACAGACUUCAUCAAGAAUUAACGGACUUUGUUUCCGCCCUGAAUACCGUUACUGAUGAGCAUAUUCGAACGUUAAAGGAGGCAAAUUUGAACGACGCGGGAAGUAUCGCCCGUUGUGCUGAAGCUGCUCGUGCGGUCUCGCAGUUCUGGAAUGGAUUUAUUUCAAAGCCUUUGCUACAGAUGAAAGCCUAUGAGAAACGUAAUCGUGAUCUAGCUGUGAUAGAUCUGUUUGUGGAUCGAUUUAUGUCUCAUCUUUCGGCAAUAUUCAAUAACCUAAACGAUUUCUCUUUGGGCCAAGACUGGCAUGCUCUUUCCAUUCCGAAACAGUCGCAACGAUUCCAUGCGCUUUCACCCCUUUCCGAUCUCAUCAGCUGGCUGAAAGUGAACAGACCAACACCGUACAACGCGGCAAUCCAAAGGUAUAUUGAUGCAACCAAGAUUUUAUAUAGACGACAUUUUGAAACAUUUUUCGACGCUGUUAUCGGUGAAGUGCAACGGCUGGGUUCAACAGAUAAACGCUUAAACUCAUCAAAUAUGUCUACUAAGAGUUCUAUGGAUAAACAAAGCUUCUCUAUGAUGAGUGAACUUUCUGCCGAUUAUGCUCAGGUUUCAGCGCUAAUUGAGACCGUUCUUGGAGAGCUAGGCCCUAUUAUCGAAAUGGAGCAAAAGUUCUGUGUACGAUUUUUCCACAUUAAUUCGGAACUCAUUUCAAAUGCUGAGACAACAUCCACAGACAGCGGUGAUAGUUCCACUAUGGGUGGUAGAAACAUGGAACGCUUCAUGAAUGAACAGGUUCGUGCGGUGAUGGCACCCUUGUUCGAGUCUCUGAACGGCCACCUUGAUCGAUUUUGUAAGGCUAUUUGCAAGCAGAAUCCCAGUAAUGUGAUGCUGCUGUUCAUCAUCAUGUCGAAAAAGGUGUUGUUGCCACAGGAGUCUGGUUCAUACUAUUCAGUCACUUUUGGUACAUUUGUUGUGCUAAUUAAGAGGCAGUUCGAUCUGUACAUGGAAACGGAAGGCAUGGCCUUGUCUGAUAUAAAAAUCUCGAAAAGAAUGCGUCUGGGCAUUCUGCCAACAAUCGAGAGGUUCGCUGAAUUUGUAAGGAAUGCGGAAACAGUUUUCGAAGGUGCCGAAAGACGAACGGAUCUUGAAAAAUGGUACACGCAUUUGUAUCGCUGUGUAUGCGAAGGGAUAGAAAAAGCCGCCUCAAAUCCCAACAGCAAGUCUCCGACGGCUGUGGUUCGCUUCGAGAACUAUCAUCAGUUGUAUUUGACGUUGUCGGAGUUGAAAAUCCCCUUCCUGGAUGCCCAACGAAAAGAUGCGAAGCGAGAAAAAGAGGAAAAUAUCGAUUUGUACGUCAGGGAAUAUAUGGGUAGACCGCUCGAAAAGAUCCAUGUAUUUUUUGACGCUGUCCAAAAUGCAAUCGAAAUGCGAGGAACGAAGCCAGAAGAAAUAUCGUAUCAACCUCAGUUCAGUCGCGUUGAACUGAAGAAGGUGAUUGCCAUGUAUCCGGGUAAGGAAGUGAAGAAGGGAUUGGAGCAAUUGUACAAGAAAGUUGAGAAGCAUUUGGUCGAUCAUUCUUCACUGUUGCAAGUUGUCUGGAGAGAAAUGCAGGAUCAAUUUCUCAAACAACUCCAAGGAUAUCAGCGUUUGAUGAGCACCUGCUAUCCUGGAUCAAAACUCGAGUUAGAAGUAACCGUUCAAGACGUUCUGAGCUACUUCUCUGAUAUUGCUCAACAACAUUAG